AUGUCCGCUUUUUCUUUGGCGUUGGCGGUGGGCUUCCCCCAGACACCACCACCCUUUGGAAUGGCCAACAGGGGACCUGCCUACGGCCUGAGCCGGGAGGUACAGCAGAAGAUUGAGAAACAGUAUGAUUCAGACCUGGAGCAGAUCCUGAUCCAGUGGAUCACCACCCAGUGCCGCAAGGAUGUGGGCCGGCCCCAGCCUGGGCGCGAGAACUUCCAGAACUGGCUCAAGGAUGGCACGGUGCUGUGUGAGCUCAUUAAUGGGCUGUACCCCGAGGGGCAGGCCCCAGUGAGGAAGAUCCAGGCCUCCACCAUGGCCUUCAAGCAGAUGGAGCAGAUCUCCCAGUUCCUGCAAGCAGCCGAGCGCUACGGCAUCAACACCACUGACAUCUUCCAGACUGUGGACCUCUGGGAAGGAAAGAACAUGGCCUGUGUGCAGCGGACACUGAUGAACCUGGGUGGGCUGGCGGUAGCCCAGAACAAUGGGCUCUUCUCUGGAGAUCCCAACUGGUUUCCCAAGAAAUCCAAGGAGAACCCUCGGAAUUUCUCAGACGACCAGCUGCAGGAGGGCAAGAAUGUGAUUGGGUUACAGAUGGGGACCAACCGCGGGGCAUCUCAGGCAGGCAUGACCGGCUAUGGGAUGCCACGCCAGAUCCUCUGAUCCCAUCCACAGCCCUGACCCUGCCUGCCGUGAAUGUGUGUGUGUGUGUAUAUAUAUGUAUAUAUAUAUUUUAGCAGUGACAUUCCCUGAGAGCCCCUGGAGCUCUCAUGCUCCCCUCUGCCAGGGUGGGGGCCUGGCCUGUCUCCUCUGGGGGUGCCUGACGGUGGCCUCCCCACUGUGCUUACUAAUACAUUCCC
This is a messenger RNA of Lipotes vexillifer (Yangtze River dolphin), 857 nucleotides long. RefSeq names its product transgelin 2 (gene TAGLN2). Gene Ontology annotation, molecular function: actin filament binding. Gene Ontology annotation, cellular component: actin cytoskeleton. Gene Ontology annotation, biological process: actin filament organization. NCBI's taxonomy places the organism in Eukaryota, Metazoa, Chordata, Mammalia, Artiodactyla, Lipotidae. The record is from RefSeq and is a predicted model, not a curated record. The transcript is spliced from 6 exons. Bases 1 to 660 code for a protein of 219 amino acids.